UGGUGGUGCUUCCUUAGCAAAAGCAGAAACAACAUGAGACAUCAAAUACAAGCAUGGAGCGCAAGCAGAAGGGUUACAGGCUUAGCUCUGCUGAUGCUUCUGCAGGUGGUGAUGGAUGUCAAGCCGAGUGAGAUCCCCAGAGCAUGCGGCAAGCAGGGAUCUAUGAAUCGGAUCGUGGGAGGACAAGAUUCCAAGGAUGGAGAAUGGCCGUGGCAGGUCAGCAUCAAGAUGAAUGGGAAACACCACUGCGGAGGGUCCCUGAUUACAGACCAGUGGAUCGUCACAGCGUCGCACUGCUUUAAAGCGUUCGGUGUACCUUCCAAUUUCUCCGUGUUGCUUGGGGCUCGAAAGCUCUCACAUCCCGGCCCUUAUUCCAUCACCGUUGCUGUGAAGCAGAUCAUCCUCAAUCCAAAGUACGAGGGAGAUCUGAGGGUCGGGGACAUCGCCUUAGUGCAACUGGAGCAGCCGGUGAAUUUCUCCCGCCGGAUCAUCCCCAUCUGCAUCCCGGAUGCCAGCAUUGACUUCCCCCCGGGGCACAAGUGUUGGGUCACUGGCUGGGGUGAUCAGGAAGGAAGAGCAACCCACCAGAUCUCUGAUACACUGCAGAAGCUGGAGGUCCCCAUAAUCAGCACAGACAAGUGCAAUGCUCUCUACCGCCUGGACUCUGAGGAGCCCAAGUGGACACGGGACAUCAAAAGCGACAUGCUGUGUGCUGGCUAUGCUAACGGGGGACAGGACGCUUGCCAGGGCGAUUCAGGAGGACCACUGGCCUGCCAGAUGGGCGACAGCUGGCUCCUCACAGGCGUAGUGAGCUGGGGAGAAGGAUGCGCACAGAAGAACCGUCCCGGAGUUUAUGCGCGUCUCACAUACUACCAGCCCUGGAUACACAAACAUAUACCAGAACUGGAGUUCACAAGCACAGGAGUCAAAGGUCAUGGGCCAACCGUGAAGAACAAAAGCAUCGAGAACAGCGCAUUGGCGUUCGGUUUUAGUUUCGCCUCCAUCGUCGUGGGCUCCAUCAUUAUGCUGGUGUCUUCUGAGUAUAUUCUUUAGAGAAGGGCAGCUGCUUUCUUCCCUGGGAUGGACUCUCUGCUUAUCCCGUAGCUUGGAAGAAGAUGACACACGUCAGAACUGCCAAAUGGAGGAGAAUUCAGGUUCGGCCGCUGGAAAUCAAGAAGUAUUCACUGCACCACAAACUCCUUGUUCCAGAGACUCGAGAGAUUUGCAGGAGCCGGUGGGACUUUUUCAAAUUUUUUGCCUUUCGUGGAAUCGGUCCUUCACCUCCGGAAGUGAUUUUGCUCCAGGGGGGCUUGGGACAGAAGGAUAUUGUCUGUAUCGCUUAGAGGGAACAGGGGCCUAUCGGAUUAGGAUGUGGGGUUAGCCAGGUAUGAUUCCUGGGUUACAGCUCUGGAUGGGCUGGUUUAUCUGGGAAAGGGAACUGCAAGCGAAGACUCCCGGAUUCUGACCCAAGCUAGAGGAAGAGGUCAAAAGCUGAGCUGUUUUAUGGAUUGACGUCCUCUGCCUUCAGCAGCCAGAUAGCAGGAAAGAGCUAUGACUCAGGAACAGAGGACACGAUUUGCAUGCAGAAGGUCCCCAAAUCAAUCCCCGGGAUUUUCAGUCGAACCAUCUCGGGUAGUAAAUGUUGAGGAAUAUCUUUCUCAACCAGCAAGUCACUCUCAUUCAGAGUAGAAAAAAGCUAAGCUAGAAGAACCAGUGUUUUCCAUAUGUAUUGUAUUACGAACAUUUAAUUCUAGGGUCCCCCUAUGUGGUCCCUGUGGCACCCACCACCACCAUUUCAAGUCCCCGCCAAGUGUUUUUUAAAGUGGGUGGGGUCAUUGGAGUCCUUCCUUCCAGAUACUGCCAGAGGAGUGUCCAUUUGCUAGUGCAAUAUAUAUACUUGUGCAUAUUCAAGAAGUGCGCAUGCACACGAACGCUCAUAUCCAGGAUUAAACUUUGUUGGACUUAAACGUACCACUGGACUCAGAUUUUUUUUUCUGCUGCUUCUGACCAACACAGCUCUAUUCUACGGUUCACUGCCUCUGUAACUGGAAUUUGAUGCUGCUCUGGAAGCCGAAUUUCUCCUGUCGAAACAUUCGUGCCAGGUUUAUUAGGUGACUUCAAGGCCUGGUGAACUCC
Molecule: messenger RNA, 2136 nt
Organism: Gekko japonicus
Lineage: Eukaryota; Metazoa; Chordata; Lepidosauria; Squamata; Gekkonidae
Product: serine protease 27-like
Exons: 6
Coding region: 34-1053 (339 amino acids)
Biological process (GO): proteolysis
Molecular function (GO): serine-type endopeptidase activity
Source: RefSeq, a predicted model, not a curated record